This is a messenger RNA of Orussus abietinus, 2400 nucleotides long. It is a transcript of the gene FucTA, whose product is annotated as glycoprotein 3-alpha-L-fucosyltransferase A. Gene Ontology annotation, molecular function: alpha-(1->3)-fucosyltransferase activity. Bases 219 to 1661 code for a protein of 480 amino acids. The record is from RefSeq and is a predicted model, not a curated record. NCBI's taxonomy places the organism in Eukaryota, Metazoa, Arthropoda, Insecta, Hymenoptera, Orussidae. Gene Ontology annotation, cellular component: membrane. The transcript has 10 exons.
UGUCCGUUACUAGUGUCGCCCAAGUGUGGUGGACUGAACAAGGAGCUGUCGUUUUCAACCUGGACUCCUCUGCCGAGCAAGAGUCGACGGAAACGCGGAUUCCGUUCGGCCAGGAACGAGGCAGCGAAUUGAAGUCCAUCCGAAUGACGGGACGGGAGGCGGCGAUUGGCUGGACCGGAUAGACGAGAUCGACCCGAAGAGUCGGACAAAACCACGGUAUGGGUCUGCCGCGUUUGUCGCCGAAGAGAUGCUUCCUCUACGUCUUCUGCUUGACCGGGAUGCUGCUGGUCAUCGCCAAUGUCCGGCAGAAGGAAAUCUGGCACACCAUGCGUCCGGACGUGGGACCCGUGCAAUCCGUUCGCGCAAUGCCGGACGGCUCCAAGAUGAAACUCGUUCGGUCCCCAAAACCGAAGAAGCCAACGACAAUAUUGCGAGCGCGGGAGAGAGCUCAGGGAAAGCGUCCGCCCGAGGCUUUGAAUAUGACGGGAAGCAUUGGUCUUAUGGAAAGUCCAGUGGAUCCAUUCGACCCAGCUACGAGACCUUGGUACAUGAGGGAUGGUACCAGAAGACCUUAUCCAGCAGCAAAAUGUCGCCACACAGGUAGAAGACUUGCCAGGUUAUGGCCCGAAGAAGAUUCCUACGAUGAUCGAGUGACCAAUCAGUUGAUGUUCAUUCCACCGGAUUAUAAUAGGACUUUGGCUCAGCAGAGGGUAAAGAAAAUUAUGGUCCCACAUGGUAUGCCCGAAGCCAGGCCUGGUUCUGACAUUUUUAUUCAGCAGUCUUGCCCCGUCAGCAGUUGUACCAUUAUUCGUGACAACCCUGACGAUGCGGAUUUGAUUUUAUUUAAGGACUAUGUCUCUAACGUCGGUCGCAGGCCACCGAAUCAGGUGUGGAUGCUGUAUUUUUUAGAAUGUCCCUAUCACACUCAGACUGUCAAGAGUGCAGUAGUCAACUGGACAGCAACUUACCGAAGGGACAGUGACAUCGUUGCCCCAUACGAAAGGUGGCAGUAUUACGAUCAUAGAGUCAUGCAAAUACCGCAAGCCAUGAAUUACGCUGCCAACAAGACGAAAAAGGUUGCUUGGUUCGUCUCAAAUUGUCAUCCGCGCAACCAGCGAAUGCAUUAUGCCAAGGAGUUGUCAAAAUAUAUCCAAGUGGACAUCUACGGUGCUUGCGGAUCUCUACGGUGUCCACGAUCCCAAUCGCAGGCUUGUUUUGACAUGCUGGAUGCCGAUUACAAAUUUUAUCUCGCUUUCGAGAACUCGAAUUGUAAGGACUACAUCACGGAGAAAUUUUUCGUCAACGGUUUGGGACACAACGUCCUGCCCAUAGUAAUGGGAGCUCAUCCCACGGAUUACGCGCGAAGUGCUCCUCAUCGUUCGUACAUCCACGUGGACGAGUUCGAGUCGCCCAAGGAACUCGCCGAAUAUCUUCAUCGCCUCGACAACGACGAUGCCCUCUACAAUUCGUACUUCAAGUGGAAAGGCACGGGCGAAUUCAUCAACACCUUCUUCUGGUGCAGAGUUUGCGCGAUGCUGCAUGACCCUCGGCCGCCAAAGUUUUAUAAAGACGUGAACGAGUGGUGGCGAGGCGACGGCGUCUGCACGCUAUCUUCUUGGAGAGAAAACGACGGAAGGGCGACCAACUCGAGGACGGUUUGAACCUCGCGGCAUCCUGGCUUUCGGGAAAGAGAACCAAAAAUCGAGAAAACCGGGAGCGAGAUUCACGGUGGAGGAGGAAAGGAGAUCUGUCGAGGUAAUAUUGGCGGAUCUCUUCUUUCCCCUUUUUACGUUCUACGGACGUAGCUCCGUCUUGGAUGUCCACGAAAGUUCAGCUGAAAUCCUCUGAUGGGUUUUUUCAACGUGAAGAGGAUACGAGGAAGUUAGCUCGCGCGAGUCAUCGAAAUUUCACCGACGACUCGCCGAGUGGAAGAAGCACGUAGGUCGAAAAUGAAGACGAUUGCGUCGCUUACUCUAGGUUUAGGUGUAAUCGUACUUAGAAAUCGUGCGUACUCGUCCAGCGCCGGAGAAAUUUCUCUCGAGGAAAUGAGUUCGGGCGACGAGGUGGCGAUUAUGUCAAACGCUGUGGUAUUCGUCGAGGCACUCUUGGGCGACUUAGGAAAAGUCGAAAUAUCGUCGGUUCGUUUGUCCCCGAGACGUUCGUUCCACUGAGAGAAGAGUCGACGUCUCCCUUCUCUGGAACCAACAAAUGCUGAUAUGCCUAGAUCGUAUUAAUUUUCUUCCGACAGUCCAGAUUUACUGAACGAACUCGUACUAAAUCUGACUUUUCUCUCAGUGCAGAUCCGCUGAAAUUCGGGAUGGAGAUUUGAGGUGACAUGAAAGAGCCAUUCUAUAUAUCAAAAUAAGAAAAAAUGUAUAAAACUUUUCUCCAAACUGAAUG